Molecule: messenger RNA, 1425 nt
Organism: Penicillium atrosanguineum
Lineage: Eukaryota; Fungi; Ascomycota; Eurotiomycetes; Eurotiales; Aspergillaceae
Exons: 4
Coding region: 1-1425 (474 amino acids)
Biological process (GO): regulatory ncRNA-mediated gene silencing
Cellular component (GO): ARC complex
Source: RefSeq, a predicted model, not a curated record
AUGGCUCGACCCCCGCUGGUGGAAGUACAAGAUGCAACCAAUGAGCAGAUCCGAGAUGCCAUGGACCUGGCCAGAAUGAACCCCAACUUGAGUUUCUCCGACGCCCUGGCUUCCACCGUGGGCAAGAAGAGAGCCAGAAGACGGCCGAAGAGCAAGCGGGGAAAUGGCAAGCCUACCGGCUUUGAAGAAUACUUUGCCGAUGGCCCUCUCACGCCAAAUGAACACGCCGAGAUGCUUGAGAUCUUCAACCCCCGGAUCGAAGAGGCCCUAAGACGUUUCCAAUUCAGACGUCGUAUUGAGCCAGCCAGACUGAACAUGUUCUCGAAAUACCUGAAGUAUGGCGGCGUCGAGAUCGGAGCCAAUAUCACAAGUGGGGCAAAUAACCAGGAUCUGAAGAACAUGACCAAGGACCAACUCAUGCAGGCUCGUGCUAUGGCUAAAAUUCAGAAAGAGCGCGCGACGCUGGAUGUGGAUUUUGAUGUAGUUCUUCGGGGCUUCAUGAGCUCAUACUUCAUCAGGUGCUUCAAGCCGGAGACUGAAGAGGUGAUCAAGAUGGCAACUGAGACGAUCAAAAACUUCUACACUUACCUGCUACAGCGCGAUGUAUGCCCUGAAUACACCGACAAUAUGCUUCAAGCUCGCAAGACCUGCGAUCUGGCAGCUAAGGAGCUAUGGCUGAACGUUCAGCUGAUGCGUGAAGGACCUGGACCAUUUAACGAGAGCUGCUCAAUGCUGUUCGGUGGAGCUUUCUUCCAAUCGAAGGCUCCUUUCCCGGGAAGUGAGCUAGAAAAAAGUCGCAAGGAAAAGAUGGAACAUGCCCGAGAUGUUGUCAGAUCCGCAAUUGCAGGUGCUGGUAGCUUUGAACAAGCAAGCAGAUUCCAGAAACUGGUCAACCAGAAGAGAAUCUCGGCCAAGAAAGUCCUCGACAUUGAUGGCUUUGAUAUAUUGUCGGUCAUCCAACCGGAAGCUGGAGUUCUUGAAUUCUAUGAGAAAUUUGCACCUAUGUACGAUGCUGUGGGCCGAGUCAAAGCAGUUUCCUUCCGUGACCCAGCCAAGCCUGAUCCAGAUAUGAGCCCUGAAGAGCGUCGGGAGUGGAACCAUGGCAAGGCUCCGAAGUACAAGUUCGAGUUUCUCGUUGACAAGGCUCUGCUUCCACUGAUGUACCCGGGGUUGAAAGUGAUCUCGGGGGUUUGGGAGCUCAAUUGCGGAGUCUAUUACUUGGACGAGAUUCUGUCGAUCUAUCCCACUUUCUACACGGUCAUCGCCAAUGGUAUGAUGAUGAAGUGGAAGUGGCCAAGGGAUUUGACUUUUGAAGACGAGAAGAAGGCAAAUGGGGAGUCUAAGAAUGCAGUGUACUGGACUACCGAUGUUGACGCUCCCAAGCAGACUGCUCGGAAGGGAAGCCCGAGUGAAGGUGAUGGUUAA